AUGUGGUGGACAUUUAUAUCGUCAUGUUCACGAUACAAACAGGAUUUAACAAAGGAGAAUGAAUGUUUGCGACACGCAUUCGAGCAAGCGGAGGAGAAGUUGCGACAAUUGUCGCAGGAGAGACUAAAUUCGCAAAAUACAAUAACGGCAGGAAAAGAAUCGGCCGCGAACAAGUUAAUAGAAGUCAGCAAAAAAUGCAGAAACCAAACCGCUAAGAUAGAGGUAUUGAAGACGAAAUGUAAGAAUCUAGAAGCUAUUCUGGCUGUAAAAAAAGACGAGUUGGAGCGCCAAAAGGUAGAAUUACAACGGAUUCUCAAACCCGAAGCAUGCAAGAAUUCCAGCAGCGAGAAUGGAAGUCAGGAUAAUGGAAAAGAGAAAGAUUCAGGGAACAAUGCAGGAAAAGGAGACGACGAGCGAAUUAAGUGUUUGAGAAACAAGUUGCAAUGGACUCAAACGAAACUUUGCGAAUCGAGAAACACGUGUGCUACUCUUCGGCAAGAGUUUAAGAAAGUUCAAAAGUUGUUGUGUAGCGAGGUGGGCGAAAACGUCAGUGUCACCGCGCUUUCGGGCGUACCAGGUGGUUGGCGCGGACGAGCUGAGCAAAUCCGAAAUUUGCAGCAGAAAGUGACGGAAUUACAGAUCAAAUUGUCGGAACAUGACAAAUGCCAGAAAGAAUCCUCCGAUCAUUUGACAUCUCUGGAUCGACAAAACUUGGCUAAUCUCCGUAUUGUUGAGAAGGAGAGACGGCAACAGAUAGAAAAUACGGCGAAAGAACUCAGGCAGGCGGAAGUAACGUUAGAGAUCUUGAAGAGGAAGUUUGACGCCUCUAAGGCGAGAAUAAGAGUGUUAGAACACGAGCUGAAUGUGGCGAGAGGAAAUAUCGCAAUGCUAAAUGAGAAAAGAUCUCACGACGAUCGUCUCAUCGAGGCGCUGAAUAGACGAUUGAAGAUCGCUGAGGCGAAGUAUCAAGAGUACAAAGUGGAAGUGCAGAACAAGGAACACAAGAUCGAACGUGAGAACGCGAACAUUAAAAACGAACUGCAAGCUACACAAUUGCGUGUCGAUCGGUUACGUAGGAGAUUGGAGGAACGUGAGAUCGAAAUCGACAAGUUGAGAAAUGAUGUUGCGUUGGAUGAAUCCUUCAAGUGUCGAACUUCCCUUCGUUCAGACUUUGGGUCGUUCAAAGGGUGUCACGUCAGCCCACCUGUUAGUUCACGAAAUUUAGGUGAACCCAACGAAUAUGUAAUUUUAGCUUUAGCCGCAGAGGCGGAACGUGUGAGAUUAUUAGAAUUGGUGACUUUGCUCAAUCGUCGUUUGGACAAGGAGAGAAAUGAGAUGAUCUCCCUUGAGGAAUCUUUGCGUGAAGAAAAAAGGAAAUGCGCAAAAUUGGAAUCAAAAUUGCGGGACUCGGAAAAGGAGAGGGUGGGACUCGUCAAAGUGGACUCCGGAUACAGAGCGAAAUCCCGCGUGAGAUCAACGUCGAGUCUGCAAACGUGUGAAGAGGUCAUCAACCCUGAACAAGAUCGCUUCAGAAUUGAAUUACUGGAAGAGGAGUGUCUCGCGCUUAAGGCCAGAUUAGAUACGGUGCAACAGGACAAAGCCAACGAUCUCGCUGUAUAUAAGCGAAUACUCGAUCAGGCUAGACGGACUUUCAAAGAUGCGUGCAGGAACACACCGUUAGCAGCCGGCGGGAGUCGUUCCACGAUAACUAUUUAGCCACAAAAAGAAGAGGGAAAAGGAAGAGAUCGGCGCCAGUGUUCAGGAAGUAAAACCAACCGUUUAAUCCAACGCGCACCCGCGUGCGAGGGACAGCAGACCGAUUUAACGACGAUCAGCGAGUGUUAAGCGCGCCGUUUUCGACGAAGAAAUAAAACGUCUCCUCGGAGACGAACGGGGCCAGUCGCGAUCGGAGUGGAUGUAGCAGCAACAAAGCCGCGGCGUGAUGAUGUAACUAGGACACGAGAGAUAAGGUGCAACGCCUCCACGUAAACCCGCGUGACACCGUCGGAGCAAAACUCGUCGUUUCGCUUCCACCUCGCGUCGUCGCCGUCGUUGUCGUUCUCUUAACACCGUCGAUGUUUGCUCGGCCAACUCUGUCGUUUGCUCUCGCCAUUGAUAUCGCGCCGGCGACAUCGCGGCCGUAAAUUCAUCCCGUUUCUUCUUCGUUCCUCAUAUUAUAACAGAGAACUGGCAAGACGCGACAAAUUCUCGCGCGUCGCGUUCGAAUCUACUUGCGGGAGUUCGGGUGAGAGAAGUUCGACGAUUGGAUGAUCCUGACGUUGCGAAUCGCGAUGCGACGCGAUAACGGUGCGUUGAAAGAAAAUCUUAUAUGAAACAGGAGGUCCGUCCGGGGAACUUCUGAAUUAGUGCACGUUAGUGCGAUAAGUUAGAGUGGGAGCAAGUAUAUUUGUUUCACUCUGAUUUAUUGCACGAGUUCUUCGAAAACGAACAAACCUGGAGAUUUUUUCUAAUGUAGAAUCGCGUAAGAGUAUCAUCGUUCAGCGUAAUCUCAGGUGUUGUUACACUUUCGUUUUUGUGUUUACAAAGUGAACCAAAUCUGUCGUUCAAGUGCUCGCUUAAGGUCACGGAUGGGCGAUUUAUCUUUAGUAAAAAUCGAUUCUUGAAUUGAUUUUGAGUCGGAAUAAUUAGAAACGACUUGCUAAAAAUAUAUCUAAAAGUAUUUCAACUACUGAAAGUAUCAAUUUUGAAAAAAUCGCGCAACGAGACUUUAAACACCAACGUUUUAUGUAAAAGUCUGAUAUAUCUAAUAAAUAUAAUUAUGAGGUGUUUCUUUAAAA
Messenger RNA from Odontomachus brunneus, 2798 nucleotides. RefSeq names its product coiled-coil domain-containing protein 13-like. The transcript has 10 exons. Gene Ontology annotation, biological process: non-motile cilium assembly; cytoplasmic microtubule organization. The coding region runs from base 1 to 1716 and encodes 571 amino acids. The record is from RefSeq and is a predicted model, not a curated record. Gene Ontology annotation, cellular component: centriolar satellite. Lineage: Eukaryota; Metazoa; Arthropoda; Insecta; Hymenoptera; Formicidae.